Messenger RNA from Podospora anserina S mat+, 528 nucleotides. RefSeq lists its product as uncharacterized. NCBI's taxonomy places the organism in Eukaryota, Fungi, Ascomycota, Sordariomycetes, Sordariales, Podosporaceae. The transcript has a single exon. The record is from RefSeq and is a predicted model, not a curated record. The coding region runs from base 1 to 528 and encodes 175 amino acids.
AUGGAACCGGAAGAACCCUUUAUAGGCUACUGUCCCGAGGGCUACGCCUGCCACAACGAGAACGGCCAAACCUGCAUCUCGAUUGCUCGCGCCACCACCAUUUCAACAUAUCAGUGCGAGAGCGGAACCCAGAUCAAUCUCGCUCCGAUGACUCUCCCCUACCAGAACUGGUCUCAGGCGUAUAUCUACGCGCCAAUGAUCCAGCUCGCGUGGAAGCCCUCAGACCUUCCCUCAUCAGACAUUUCCUCAGACCUGGGACCGACCACCACAUCAACCCCUAAGGAGCCUUCCAGCGGCGGGAUCUCGACUGGAGCGAUAGCGGGUAUUGCGGUUGGUGCUGCUGCAGUGAUAAUUGGCAUCGUGGUGGGCGCCUUUUUGCUUUGGCGGACGAAGCGCCGUGGAUUAGCCCGGGACGGACCCUACGCACAAGCUGAACUACCUGCCACUGAGGCAGGAACACCUCCACCCGGAUACCCUGCCUCCGGGCCGCCUGGCGAGAAACAUUACUAUUCCGGUCAGCCCGAGUAA